GCAUGUUACUUAAUUUAUAGAUAAAUUGAUUUUUAAUGUCAAUUAGCACUAUAAAAAUAUAAAGUUUAACGCAACAAUACAAACUUCAUGUGUUAUAAAUAGAAUCCAGUGUUUGUAGUCGUUGUUUCAAGUUUAACAUUCCAAAAACCAUGUCUUGCCUUCUCCACUCGCUUUCCCUCUCUCUCCUCCUCUUCCCCUUCUUCUUCUUCAUCUCCAUAGCCGCUCAAUCUAAUGAUACGCGUUACCCCAGCUGCCUUUCAUACAAUUGCGCAAACAUCACAAUCAGUUACCCUUUUUGGAGGCUCGACAGUGAAAUCCCUACCCAGUUCUGCGGUUAUGAAGGUUUUGGGAUCAAUUGCUCCAACAAUGUUCCAAUUGUUUAUUUCGGAAGCGAUUCUUAUUAUAUCCCUAGCAUAAGCUACGAAUCUAAGAGUAUUGUCCUUGUGGACUACGACGUUUCUCCCGUCGUCCCCGCCGUCGCCUGCCCGAGGGUACGCCAUAGCAUUGAUUGGGGAGAUUUGCCUUUCAAUUUCUGGGGGCAAAACGUUAACCUAAGUUUUCACUUUAAUUGCACCGGAGUACCUUAUUUUGCAAGAGAAAUAGGGUGUUUGAGUAACCUUACUAAUAAGUCGUGCGUUAAUAGUUUGAAUUUCGAGCCGGAGAAUUUCAAUUGGACGGUGUACUCUUGCGAUGACGCGGUGGUAACGACGGUGUUUGAUGUAUUCAGUUCAGCAAUGGAGCUGGAGACGGAGUUCAGUAGAGCCUUAAGACAAGGAUUUGAGGUAAAAUGGGGGAGGACGGAGGACUGCGAAAAGUGUGAGGAGUCCGGUGGGCGCUGCGGUCAUAAUAACAGUACGACGGAGCUCAUGUGUUUUUGUUCCGGUGGUGCGAUCACUAUGGGUCAUUGUAAAGAUUUGUGUCAGAGUUUGGUUCAUGUACCUGUGCAUACCGAUGGCAUGAAUGAGUUGUUGUAUGAAAAUUACACCGAUGUUUUAAGAAAAGGUUUUAUAUUGGAGUGGCAGUGUAGCAAUUGUGUGAGAAACGGUUCAGGGAGAAAUUGGGUGGUCAAGGCUAUUGCGGGUGUUGUUGGAAGUUUGUUUGGGAUUUUUGUAAUGGGUGGGAUUUGGUAUAUUUUGCGAAGACGCAACAACAAGAAGAAACGUUAUUAUGGUUCGUCUUAUAUGUCACGAAACAUUUCUUCGUAUCCAUCAUCAAUAACGGAUCCUGAGAAGAAUGACACCUACCAUGGUGUCCAAAUUUUUAAGUAUAGAGAGCUUGAAAAAGCCACAAAUUAUUUUGAUUCCAAGAAGGAACUUGGAGAUGGUGGUUUCGGCACGGUUUACCACGGGAAACUCAAAGAUGGACGUGAAGUAGCAGUGAAACGUUUAUACGAAAACAAUUACAAAAGGGUCGAGCAAUUCAUGAACGAAGUAGGAAUCCUCGCUCAUCUCCGUCACCGCAACCUCGUCUCCCUCUACGGUUGCACCACCCAUCACAGCCGUGAGCUCCUCCUAGUCUACGACUACAUUCCCAACGGCACGGUGGCUGACCACCUCCACGGCGAAAAAUCCAAACCCGGUUCACUCCCAUGGAUCACCAGAAUCAAAAUCGCCACCGAAACCGCUAGCGCCCUGGUCUACCUCCACGCCUCCGACGUCGUCCACAGGGACGUUAAAACAAACAAUAUUUUAUUAGAUAACAGUUUUAGCGUAAAAGUCGCCGAUUUUGGUUUAUCCCGCCUUUUUCCGACCGACGUUACCCACGUCUCCACCGCGCCACAAGGAACUCCGGGAUACGUCGACCCUGAGUAUCACGAGUGCUACCAGUUGACCAGUAAAAGCGACGUUUAUAGCUUCGGCGUCGUUUUGAUUGAACUUAUUUCGUCUAAACCGGCAGUGGAUAUUACGAGGCACAGACAUGAGAUUAACCUAUCGAAUAUGGCUUUGAAUAAGAUCCGAAAUGAUGCACUCGGUGAGCUUGUGGAUCCAAGUCUAGGGUUUGAGACGGAUUACGAGGUCAGGAAGAUGAUUAAUGCGGUGGCGGAAUUGGCUUUCCGGUGUUUGCAAAACGAGAGGGAUUGCCGGCCGUCGAUGGAGGAGGUGUUGGAGGGUUUGAAUAGUAUUCAGAAUGGGGGCUACGUGAAGGAGAAGGAGGAGGAUCUUGUUUUGGAUGAUGAUGGUUUGUCGUUGAAGGAAUAUUCGCAAACGAUGUCGCCGGAUUCCGUCGCGAUUGCUUGGAGCACCUCCACGAUCUCCACUUCCGGUGGGUAAUUUGGGCCUUGGGGUUAUGUCUCUGUUGGGUUUUAGAAGUUGGAUUAUGGAAUAUUUAUAGAAUAUUACGUCUGAUAAUGGGCUUACACAUGUUUUUACUACACUUUGGUGUCUUUUUUUUAUAGAAGAUCAUGUAUAUACCUUUUUGCCAUUACUCAUUCAUUUAUUAUUUGGGAUUUACAGACAAAAA
Messenger RNA from Lactuca sativa (garden lettuce), 2460 nucleotides. The record is from RefSeq and is a predicted model, not a curated record. NCBI's taxonomy places the organism in Eukaryota, Viridiplantae, Streptophyta, Magnoliopsida, Asterales, Asteraceae.